Myxocyprinus asiaticus (Chinese sucker) is the source of this 8201-nucleotide messenger RNA. RefSeq names its product phosphatidylinositol 3,4,5-trisphosphate-dependent Rac exchanger 1 protein-like. Bases 441 to 5309 code for a protein of 1622 amino acids. The record is from RefSeq and is a predicted model, not a curated record. The transcript has 40 exons. Lineage: Eukaryota; Metazoa; Chordata; Actinopteri; Cypriniformes; Catostomidae. Gene Ontology annotation, molecular function: guanyl-nucleotide exchange factor activity; protein binding. Gene Ontology annotation, biological process: intracellular signal transduction.
CCCUGAACACUCGUGGACACGCUACUUCGGCUUUCACCACACGGUUUGUCAGCGCUUUACGGUUACUCAAUCGUUUCAGUGCACACUCCCAUUUGUCACAUCAUUUCGCCCAUCUGGGCACUUUCUUCAUAUAUACUGCAGGCGCCCAGUGUGUUACUUCGCUUCAUUGGUUUGCCUUUUAAACGGAAAGUAUUUUUAAUGAGAUGCAAAUUGUCUUGCGGUUAACUUCGAUGUUACGUGUUGCUACUUUUACAGACGUUUCUCCCAUUUUAACGUAACAUUUUAUCCCGCCGCAUCCUUUUGAAAGGUCGCGUGCGGGGCGCGCGACGGAUUAAAUGGAUUAAUUAUUCCACCUUCACCUCAUUCCGCAGAGUUUUCGGGCAACUGCCGUAUAUUUUUUGGCUUGUUUGAAGGUGUUUCUCUCAAAGGGUUUAAAAAAAAUGAGCGAAAUAAACACCGAGGAGGACAGUCAACAAGAAAACGGGGAUCACAGCAGCAAUAAGGACUCGGACCGUCAGUUUCGCUUGAGACUGUGCGUUUUAAAUGAAAUAUUGAACACCGAACGGGAUUACGUGAGAAACUUGGUAUUUCUGCAGUCGGCUUUUCUCCAGAGAAUUAAACAGACUUCAGAAAAUCAACAAUGUCUGACACCAGAGCAGGUCAAGAUCUUGUUUUCCAACAUCGAGUCCAUUUUGAAGGUUCAUUGUGAUUUUCUCUCCACUCUGGAUUCCAGUCUGCAGCCUGAACCUCAGGCACACCACUCUCUCGGACAUGUCUUCCUCAAGUUUAGGGAGCGUUUCUCUGUGUAUGGGGAAUAUUGUAGUAACCAUGAGAAAGCACUCAGACUACUGAUGGAGCUGAACAAGAUCCCCCACGUACGGACUUUCCUGCUGCACCUCAUGCUUUUGGGAGGUAAAAAGAGCACAGAUGUUCCUCUUGAAGGGUACCUCCUCUCUCCCAUCCAGAGAAUCUGUAAAUACCCUCUACUACUCAAGGAGCUUUUGAAGAGGACCCCAAAGAAGCAUCCAGAUUACCCUGCUGUAGAGGAGGCCCUGCAGGCCAUGAAAGCUGUGUGCUGCAACAUCAAUGAGACCAAGAGACAGAUGGAGAAGCUUGAGGCUCUUGAAAUAUUACAGUCACACAUAGAGGGCUGGGAGGGGACAAACUUGACCGAUAUUUGCACAGAACUUCUGCUCCAAGGCAACCUUUUGAAGAUAUCAGCUGGAAACAUCCAGGAGCGAGUCUUCUUCCUUUUUGACAACCUCCUAGUCUACUGCAAGAGAAAGUCCCGCGUGUCAGGGAAGAAAUCCACCAAGAGAACGAAAUCCAUCAAUGGGCCACAGUAUGUGUUCAGAGGCCGCAUCAACACUGAGGUCAUGGAGGUUGAGAAUGUGGAAGACGGAACUGCGGACUAUCACAGUAAUAACUACACAGUGACCAAUGGUUGGAAGAUUCACAACACGGCCAAAAACAAGUGGUUUGUGUGCAUGGCCAAGAACGCAGAGGACAAACAGAAAUGGCUGGAUGCCAUUUUAAAGGAACGUGAACAGAGAGAAAGUCUGAAGCUCGGUAUGGAGCGUGAUGCCUAUGUCAUGAUCGCGGAGAAGGGAGAGAAGCUCUACCAUAUGAUGAUGACCAAGAACCGCCACCUCAUCAAAGAUCGACGCAAGAAGCUCACCAUCGUACCCAAGUGCUUCUUGGGAAAUGAGUUUGUCUCAUGGCUGCUGGAAAGUGGGGAGAUUAGUAAAGCUGAGGAGGGAAUUAACCUGGGUCAGGCGCUCCUGGAGAAUGGUAUCAUCCACCAUGUGUCAGAUAAACACCAAUUUAAGAACGAGCAGGUGUUAUAUCGCUUUCGUUAUGAUGACGGCACUUAUAAAGCCAGGAGUGAGAUGGAAGAUAUCAUAUCAAAGGGAGUAAGACUCUACUGUCGUCUCCACAGUCUCUUCACACCUGUUAUCAAAGACAGAGACCAUCACCUGAAAACCUUUAAAUCUGUCAUACCAGCUAGCAAACUGGUGGAAUGGCUUGUGUCACAGGGCGACUGCACAAGCCGUGAGGAUGCUGUCACUCUUGGCGUGGGACUCUGCAAUGCCGGUUUUAUGCACCACGUUCUGGAGAAAAGUGAAUUUAAGGAUGAGUCACAGUUUUUCCGUUUCUACGCUGAUGAGGAGACUGAUGGCACUAGUUCCAAGAGUAAACAGCUCCGUAGUGACUUCAAACUCAUCGAGAACAUCCUUGCCAAGUCCUUAGUGAUUCAUCCUGAUGAGGAGGACUAUGGGUUUGAGAUCGAAGAGAAAAACAAGGCCAUUAUAGUGAAGAGUGUGACCAGGGGCUCAUAUGCAGAGAUGGCAGGGCUACAGUCAGGUAGGAAGAUCUACUCCAUUAAUGAGGAUCUGGUGUUCCUGAGGCCCUUUUCUGAGGUGGAGACCAUGAUCAACCAGUCCUUCUGUAUACGUCGCUCCCUCAGACUACUGGUUGCCACCAAGAACAAAGAGACUGUGAAGAUCCCAGAUGUUCAUGGCACUCUGCCGUUUGUUCUCUGUGGUUCCUGUCCACCUUACGUUCAUGCAGUAAAGAAAGGCUCAGAGGCUGCAGCAGCAGGUCUUCAGCCCGGUCAGUGUGUGCUCAAAGUCAACGGUAACAACAUGAACCAGAGCAGCUACCAGGAAGUUCUGGAGCACUUCAGUGGCCAUCAGCCUGUCCUGGAGCAGCAAGACUUGAGCUGUGGUCAGUGGGCAUACCGCGUGUAUGAGAAUAUAGAAGAGAAAGCGUCUUUCAGGUCCUAUGAGAACGGCUCUGAUUCAGAGGAUGGCUGUCCUAAUGGAACAGGCUCUGUUAGAAGACUGGAACUGUUGUCCAUGUCGGAUGAUGUUCCUUCAGUCAGUCUGAAUGUGGACAAUGUUCAUGUGGAACAUGGGGUUCUGUACGAGUAUGUCAGCACAGCAGGGAUCAAACACUGUGUGCUGGAGAGGAUGGUGGAACCCAAGGGCUGCUUCAACCUUGCUGCAAAGAUUCUGGAGGCUUUUGUGAAGGACGACAGUUUGUUUGUGAAGAGCUGUCGGCAGCUAAUGGCUCAGAAUGAGAAGGUGGUGACCAUGCCGCAGUUUGAGUUUCGAAACAUCUGCGACACCAAACUGGAGAGCAUAGAAAAACGCAUCUGCAGCUACACACAGUUUGUGGAGGAACUGCAGAUGGAGGCCUGGCCCACGUUUAAGCAGGCGAGCAAUAAACCUCACGCUCUGGGCUGCAUGGACUUCGUCCCCACCAACUGUCACCUGAACCUGAUUCAGGUGUCCUGCCCCAAGAGCUCUACCUCAGCUGGCCGAGCUUUCAGCAUCCGCUUCGGACGCAAGAACUCCAUCUUCGGCCUCGAUCCUGACCAAGCCAGUUUGAGUCCCAUGUCUCACUCCAUACACUGUGUGACCAGUAUGGCGGCCCCCACCUGGAGCUGCUUCAGUUUGGAUGAAGAGAUGGAGGAGGGAGAGGGGAGCACAGAGAAUGGAAGGAAGCAUGAAGAGGGAGGACUUAGCUUCCUCCUCAAACAAGAAGACACAGAGAGCCAGGACAAUUACAUCUGCCUCUAUAACCGCUUGGACAUCGCAGUGCGGGAGAUGAAGCAAUAUGUGGAGCAGAUAGAUGUACUCCUGUCAUCCAUAACCGGACCGACCCAGCCACAGGGCUCUGAGCCCCCCUCGUUUGAGAGCACAUCCUCAAUCUCUCCCGUACCAGAGGAGACGGAUCAAGACAAGACAGAGCAUGGAGGGAACAAGAGAGUGUGCUUCAAAGUGAAUGAAGAUGAUCAGGAGGAUUCUGGACAUGACACCAUGAGCUACAGAGACUCCUAUAGUGAAUGCAACAGUAACCGGGACUCAGUGUUGUCAUACACAAGUGUCCGGAGCAACAGUUCUUACCUGGGCAGUGAUGAGAUGGGUUCAGGAGAUGAGUUGCCAUGUGAUAUGCAGAUCCCCCUAGACAAGCAGGAUAAACUACACGGAUGUCUGGAACACCUUUUCAAUCAGGUUGACUCUAUCAACGGUCUCCUGAAGGGCCGUGUCAUGAGUAAAGCUUGCGAGGAAACCAAGCAUUUCCACACUGACCACAGUCAGCCAGAGUUUCGGCACACAGAUGACUGGACUAUACGCUGGCGGUGCAUCUUACACAAGAACAUUCAGGAGGACCCAUGGAACCUGCCUAUUUCAAUCAAAUCUCUAAUUAACAGCCUUCAUCGCUUCGUAGAGGAUGGAAGGAGUCAGCUCUUAUUGGCGUUACUUAAAUGCACUGACACAGAACUCCAGUUGCGGCGGGAUGUCAUAUUCUGCCAGUCCCUGGUGGGGGCGCUGUGUGCAUUGGCGGAGCAGCUUGUGAGCGCGCUGAACCUGCGCUUCAACAAUAACGGAGAGUAUGAUGAGGACAGUAAAGAGGUCAGCCGAAAAUGGCUCGAGCAGAUCGCCACUAUCGGAGUGCUUUUUAACUUCCAAUCAACACUCUGUCCACACGUGAAAGAAGAGAGAAUCAUGCUGGAAGAUACGAAAGCAGCCCUGCAGGAUCUGGAGAAAGUCACAGUGCUGUUCCGCCCACUGGAGAAUGAGUGCCUUGUCCCAAAUACAUCAGUGCAUUACCAGGUGAAAGGCAGUCGGCAGGCCAUUAGGGUGACGAUGUUCCUGGACAGCUGUCAUUUCAGUGAGCUGCCCUCAAGACUGCAGAACGGAGGCUCUUUGAAGAUUCAAUCAGUCCUCUUCACUAGAGGGCUGGAGAAACCAGAGGGUGUGUUGUCUCAGGAUUUUCUUGCCAUGGAAGAGUUUCAACAGCGCACAAAUGCUCUGUCACUGGAGAAGGUCAAAGGGUAUUAUCGCAAACUCAGGGCUUUUUAUCUGGAGAAAUCCAAUUCUGAUUCAAAUUCGACUGCCAUGAAAAUAGACCAGCUCCUCCGGCCGCUUAACACCCUGGAUGACCUCUGUCGGGUCAUGCAGACGUAUAUGAACAUUAAACCCGGCUCUGCAGGUCAACCCUCUGGAGUCAGUGUUCUGCUGGUCUCCUCCGAGCUCUGUAACCGCCUUGGGGCCUGUCACAUCACCAUGUGUGCCACUGGGAUGCAGAGGUGCACUUUGACUGUGUCAUUAGAGCAGACCAUUACUCUGGCCAGAAACCACGGCCUCAUGCCUCGCUGUCUCAUGCAGACCAUGGACAUCAUGCGCAAACAGGGCACCAGAGUGGAGAUCUCUGCCAAAAAUCUCAGAGUAAUGGACCAGAUGCCUCCUGCUCCUAGGCUCUUCAGGUUGUGUUUACCACCCUCUGAUGGAGAUCUUUGAAUGAGGUGAUGUCAGUCUCUCAGGCCUUCUAGAUGCUGUGAGAUACUGUAUCAAGACUGGCUCAAAGAACUCUUAAUCAUUAUGAGACCAUGCCUCAGUACAACUCCUGGCCAGUUCACUCAGAGUGUUCUGGCUCAGUUCAACACGAUGAGAAAUGAGAACAGUCCUGCCACCUUUAUCUCCUGCUCAGGCAGCUGAGAUAUUGAUAAUGCUAACAAUGCUAAUCUUGGCUAGUAGUGUCUGCCCACAUUAUUGAGUCUCCUCCUAAUGGAUCUGGACUGGCAUGUCAGAGAAUGGUUUAACUGAAGGCUAAAUCUAUCUGUGAAAGGCAAUAUUAUCUCUUUGCUUUUGACUGCAAUCUUAGUCAGCAAGUAGGUGGGUCAGGUUUGGUCUGUGUAUAGAGAGGUUAAGUUCAGAUACGUGGUGAUUAUGUGCAAUUACUGUAGCUUAGUGUGAGUGUGUCUGCACUAUGUCAUGGAAGGUUGUGUCCUCAAACAGAGAGCGGUUGUGUUUCUCUUACUUGUAUCAGGUAUUACAAAAGUACUGAAAUCAUUCCAGCAUAAAUGGACCAUUUUGAGGCUGUUUAAAAUAUUAAUUCUUAUCUGUCCUUGUAUUUUGAUUUGAUUCUGUUAAAUAACAGUUUUAUUAUGAAGUUCUUUCAGCUUCCAUUAAAGGGUAACAAGGAUAGAAAUGGGAGGCAGUCAGCUUCUGAAACGACACAAGAAGAAGGCCUGUAUAUAAAAUGCAAAAAGAUUUCACUGUUAUCAAAGUGUUGAUAUUGAAGACUGAAAAAGUUUAUUGAUCAACUGGAGAAAACAUUUUAGUUGUCUUCAUUUGUCCCUGGUGUAUAGCACUUUAAAAAAACAAAAAAAAAAAACAAUGAAUCAAUGCUGUUACAGUGUGUAACUGUUCUGGGGUGUUACUCAGUGCGUCGGUUUGACAAAGCACAAUAAUAAAUAAAAAAAAAAGCUUGUUCAUCAGUGUUUGUUAAAAGUACUGUACAUUGUAGAGAAUAGAAGUAAAGCAAAGGGAUCAUUGAAGAAUGAAUAGAUAUAGCAGCAUUUUAUUGAAUUUUUUUUUUUAUCAAGGAAAAAAAAAAUAUAUGUAUAUAUGAGGGAUAAGCAUACUAUAUGCUCUUCAACAGCAGUGCUAUAAUUUAAAGAGUAUUAAUAAUGUUAAAACAAACAAAUAUAAUAUUGUACAUCUUUCAUUUUGUAUACUUAGUGUAUAUUGGAAUAGGAAACUUUAUUGUGCUUUUACACAUAUUUAAAUUUCUAACUGCGGCUAUGUGGUCAGUAACCGAGAAGGCCUGAAAAUGUAACAGUGUACCUAGAUUCAUUUGUGCUAGUUAUGCUAGUAUGUACAGUAUAUAUGGUGGGCUUUUGUAACACGCAAUAGUCUGCAAACAGUUAUCUUCAUUAAUCUUAACAGAUCUGUCACAUUAUAAAGAAUGAAACAGAUUUGGGUAAAUAUAAGGUCACAGUAUGCAUGUUGUCAUCACAAAAGCUUCAUGGAAUUAUGUAAUUCAGAUAUUUAUCUUGAUUGUAUUGUAGCUUAGCCCAAUAAAGUCACUGUCUGUUACAUAUCAGCAUGGAAGAAGGCAAUGCAACUUAAGAUCAUGUUGUAGUUUUACAUAUGAUAAUGGCAAAAUAUAUUUGAAAAAUAAUACUUGAAUUUAUGCUAAUUGUGUGUUCUUUCUCCUCAACUGUCUACCCAUCUUGAAGGCUAGUGCUGGUAAUACACAGAUUUAUAAUGAAUUGUUUUUAUUUGGUCCCCAAAGUAAAACAUGUUUAAACUGGAAACUGUUAAUUGCUUCAACAGAAUCUGUGCACUUUGUAUUGUAUGUUUUGAAGGUCCUAGUUGUUGCUUGUUGCAUACAGUGCUUUAUGAUGUCCACUUGAAACCUAUAAUUUCUGUAUGUAAAACCUAAAUGUAGUAAAACCCAAAGACAUGGCAUUAGCACGUUCCUAUUACUGUAUAUUAAACUCAGGUUUCUGCGUCAUUUGGAUUUUUUUAAAAGGUGUUAUUGCAUAAUUUAACAUUACUUAUAAGUCAAUUGAAACGUAUGCAUUAAUUGUUUUUUUGUUUUGUUUUUUUACCUUAAACUGUUGACCUGUUUUUCAGUGAUGUUUUAAGUUUAUAUUUCCAAUCUUUUCAACUUUGUCUUUUUAGCCUCAAUUUGAAGUGUACCUUUAGCUCAAAGAGUAACAGAUUCAAUGGUGCUCACAAAUCAAGACUUUCUUUUGGGGGCCUUAAAGUUUUUUCUUUUUUUUUUUCUUUUUACAGUUUCAAAAUCAUUUCUUAAUCUCAUAUAUUCUUACACAUUGUUCUCUUUAAGAGCAGUUUAAACAGUAACUCACUUUUCAAGUGGAGGGAUAGUAAAUUUGAUAGUUUAUAAUGUUUGACUAUGAGGUCUCUCUACUGUAUAUCCUUCUAUACCCCAUUGCAUAACUGCAUUAUGAAUACUUUAAAUGGCUCUUUAACUUUUCCUGCUGGUAUCAUCAGUAUAUAUCCAUGUUUUUAAUCUGUUGAAUUAAAACUGAUGUAUAAUAUCCUCUCUCUGAGGUUAUGUAAUGUUAGCCACGUGUCUUUAUAAAGAUCCUCCUAGAGUGCACCUUCAGGUACUGUAGAUCUGACGACCUGUAGCAAGAACAGUAAAUCCAGGGGCCUGGAUACUCAAAGUAAAAUAGUCUUGUAGCCCAAAGCUCAAUAUGCUUCCCUUCUGUGUAGAUUAAGCAGUCCCAAAAAAACAGUGGUCAUUUUAUAGCACUUGUCAGUUUGACUGGAGUAAACCACAAUAGACCUCUUUAUGAAGCUCUGUUAGAUUUUUCUCUGUGCUGUAUUGAAUGCAUUGCUAAUAUCAAACAAACAAAAUAAAAGAAAAAUGGUUUA